Tremella mesenterica DSM 1558 is the source of this 1407-nucleotide messenger RNA. RefSeq lists its product as uncharacterized. Bases 1 to 1407 code for a protein of 468 amino acids. NCBI's taxonomy places the organism in Eukaryota, Fungi, Basidiomycota, Tremellomycetes, Tremellales, Tremellaceae. The record is from RefSeq and is a predicted model, not a curated record. The transcript has 11 exons. Gene Ontology annotation, biological process: carbohydrate metabolic process. Gene Ontology annotation, molecular function: UDP-glycosyltransferase activity; hexosyltransferase activity.
AUGUCCCCCAUUGACCCACAUGCUUCACUGGACUGUCCCCCUCUGAACAUCGUUAUUUUUAUUGUUGGUUCCAGAGGUGACGUGCAACCUUACUUGUCCUUGGCUUUGAGGUUGAUUGAGUCGUAUUCCCAUCGUGUCAGAAUCGCCACUCAUCCUGACUUUCGAGACUUCGUCCUGAGCGAAAACAAAAGACUCCGGGGGAAGAGAGGCAAAGACGGCGUGGACUUGGAGGGGAAACUGGAAUAUUUCGACAUUGGAGGAGAUCCUAAGGAUCUCAUGGCUUAUAUGGUCAAGAAUCCAGGACUUCUACCAGCAAUGGAAAGUCUUAGAAACGGCGAUAUCAGUUCUAAACGUCGAAUGACAGCGACAAUGCUUGAUGGGUUCUGGGAAUCCACACAUUGUCCUGACCCCGCGUCGGGCAAACCGUUUGCAGCGGAUGCUAUCAUCAGUAAUCCACCUGCUUUUGGGCAUGUUCACAUUGCGGAAGCUUUGGGAUUACCUCUGAUGAUGUCGUUCACUAUGCCAUGGACUCCUACGAAAUCUUUCAAACAUCCUUUGGUCAACAUAAGACAAUCUAAUGCCGAAGAGAGUAUGACUUAUUGGCUUUCAUAUGAUAUGGCUGACUUACUCACCUGGCAAGGCCUCGGGGACAUCAUCAAUGCUUUUCGAACUGUCCGUCUUGGGCUUGAACCUUUGUCCGCCAAGAUUGGCUCCCGUUACCUACAAAGUCUUCAAGUGCCUUGGACGUACUGCUGGAGUGAAGGUCUCAUUCCAAAACCGCGAGACUGGGCAGAGAACGUCGAAAUCAGUGGUUUCUACUUUCUUGAGGGCACUGGGCAUUACACACCCAGCACGGAACUGGCAAGCUUCCUCAAGGGAGGCAAACCCCCUAUCUACAUUGGAUUUGGCUCCGUUGUUGUGGAAGAUCCUCAGGCUUUGACUAACACGAUACUCGAGGCGGUGAAGACGACCGGGGUACGUGCUAUCAUCAGUGCCGGCUGGGGAGGACUGGGAGGUGUCGAUGUCCCCAAAGACGUCUACAUCUUGAAAGAAAGUGUGCCGCAUGAUUGGCUAUUUGCCGAUGGCCGUGUAGCGGCCGUGUGUCAUCAUGGAGGUGCAGGCACUACUGCCAUUGGUCUUAGAAAUGGACUUCCUACCAUUGUCGUUCCGUUCUUCGGAGAUCAAAGAUUCUGGGGAGAGAUGAUCUUCAAAGCUGGCGGAGGCCCGGCUCCGAUCCCUCACAAGACUCUGACAGCUGAGAAUCUCGCAGAUGCUAUCAAAUUCGCUCUAUCUUCGGAGGCACAGGUAGCCGCUAGAAAGAUGGGAGAGAAGAUCCGGAAAGAAGAUGGAGAGAAGGCAGGCAUGGAGGCGUUUCAUCGACACCUUCCCUUGAACAAGCUUCGGUGA